This is a messenger RNA of Cavia porcellus (domestic guinea pig), 972 nucleotides long. Its product is annotated as T-cell surface glycoprotein CD1a-like. Gene Ontology annotation, cellular component: external side of plasma membrane. The record is from RefSeq and is a predicted model, not a curated record. The transcript has 5 exons. Gene Ontology annotation, biological process: immune response; antigen processing and presentation, exogenous lipid antigen via MHC class Ib; antigen processing and presentation, endogenous lipid antigen via MHC class Ib. Gene Ontology annotation, molecular function: exogenous lipid antigen binding; lipopeptide binding; endogenous lipid antigen binding. NCBI's taxonomy places the organism in Eukaryota, Metazoa, Chordata, Mammalia, Rodentia, Caviidae.
AUGAUCAAGGAAGGCAAACUUACCCAACAGAAACAAAUUUCAGAUGGAGACAGCCAUGGAACAUUCAAGAUCAAGGCACCAGUCACUUUCCAAGUUACCUGGACCUCAUCCUUUUACAACCACUCCUCAGCACAACAUCUGGUUUCAGGAUGGUUGGAUGACUUGCAGAUUCACAGAUGGAACAGCAGCUCUGGAACCAUAAUUUUCUUGUAUCCCUGGUCCAGAGGCAAUAUCAGCAAGGAGUGGCCCAAACUGGAAAAGUUUAUUCAAAGGAGCUUCGUUGCAUUUCGUACAGAUAUAAUUGCAUUUCAAUUUAAAUACCCCGUUGAAUUGCAGUUGGCAACCGGCUGUGAGCUGCAGUCUGGAAAUUCUAUAGAAGGUUUCUACCAGAUAGCUUAUCAAGGAUCUGAUUUUCUGAGCUUGCAAAACAAUUCCUCGUCACCAUCUCCAAAUGGUGGGCAAAAGGCUCAGGCUGUCUGCAAAAAAAUCAGUCAUCACUGAAGAGUCAAGGGACUAAUUCAUAGGCUAAUCAGUGAUGUCUGCCCUCGUUUCAUCUUGAGUCUUCUUGAUGCCGGGAAGGCUCAUUUCCAGAGACAAGAAAGGCCUGAUGUCUGGCUGUCCAGUGCACCCAGCUCUAGACCUGGCCAUCUGCGGCUGGUGUGCCACGUCUCUGGCUUCCAUCCAAAGCCUGUGUGGGUGAUGUGGAUGCGGAAUGAGCAGGAGCAGCCUGAAACUCAGAGAAGGGAUGUCCUGCCUAAUGCUGAUGACACGUGGUAUCUUCUAGCGACCCUGGAUGUUGCAGCUGAGGAGGCUGCUGGGCUGUCUUGCCGAGUGAAGCACAGCAGCCUGGGAGGGCAGGACAUCGUCCUCCACUGGGAGUAUCACAGUUCCCGGGAUUGGAUCAUGGUGGCCGUGACAGUGGCCCUGGCUUUUCUGACAGGUCUCGUGUUUUGUUUUGGGAAGUGCUGGUGA